GUGAUAAUUUCUGUCACGGAUAGAAACAAUCAAUGUAUUGUAUCUGCUAAAAAAUAAAAAAACGAUGCAUUAUAAACAAUAUAGUAACAAUCUCGCAAAAAGAUCACAACUUCCAAAUGACCUUGUAGAGGUUUUGAAAAUUGUUGCCUUCGUGUCAGCGAUGGCCUUUCAUCUGUGUUCUUCACCUUGUAAUUCAACCACUGAAUCAAAAUUCAGCUUCUCAAAACUGAGUUUGGUUUGGCAAUCUUAAAUAUCAGCCAGCUGAAAGCUUGUUUGCAGCUUUGCCUCCUUCGCAAGGCAGCACAAGAUGGAUACUCUGCCACCCCAGCGAAGAAUACUUCUCCCUCCAUCCUCUUAUUCCUUAAUUAUAGGACACGUACAAGGCAGCCAGCCCCUUUCCUCAAUAAACAGCAGCCAUCGUUUGUUUCAGAAUUACCGCUGCUGGGUUCACUAGUUGAUGAAGAGAUGGGUCAAUCUAUGAUGAAAUUGGCUCCUGGAAGUGAGCAUAACAAGGACAAAGAUAUAGCUGCUGCCAUUGAAGAAUGCUACGACAAGUAUUUCACAGACACUAACCAGGAACUGGGCUCGGCUGACUUCUACGCCGCUGUCUGCAAAACUGUCGAGGAGAUCAACAAGAAGCUCAAUAGCACACAGUUCCGAGUCCCCGACAAAGAGAAGCUCAAACAAGUCUACAAUGCUCACUACAAAGAUGACAGCAAGAACAAAAAGAAGAAGGCAUUGUCAAGGGAGGAGUUCCAAAAGGUGCUGGAAGAGAUCAUCAUUGGAGCAGGCUUCACGGGGUUUGGAUCGAAGAACAUCUUCCUCUACAUAUUCGGAGUCCCCGCAGCUGCCCUGUUCAUCAAACAAAGGAUAGCUCCAACAGCCGUCCCCAACGAUGUAUUUAUACCGGGGAUCACCUCAGCCACCGUCUUCCUCCUUGCCAAACUCAACAAAAUAUGAUACACCAUACCUCCUCCGUUUUCUAUUGUACAUUCACCAUGGUUUGACUGUAUCAUCAUGAACUCAAUUCAUAAAUGGACUGCGAAUGAAAUUGAAUACUGACUAACCUCAAAUAGAAGGGAACUUGGGAGGGAAAUUUCUAGAUGAUGUAAUCCGACCAGCCCGAGAUGAAUGAUGUAUGAUCCAUGGAUUCCCCCGGGCAUUCCUCGUGCUUGGACGGCGUCUCCUUCCCUCCGACCAGCCUCGCUGGGUUCCCAACGGCGGUGGUCCGCGGCGGCACGUCGAUCAGAACCACGGACCCUGCCCCGACCUUCGCUCCUUCUCCAAUGCUGACAUUCCCUAGGAUCGUCGCCCCGGCGCCUAUCAGGACUCCGUCGCCGAUCUUCGGGUGACGGUCGCCGGAAGCUUUCCCCGUUCCCCCGAGGGUAACGUGAUGCAGGAUCGACACGUUGUUACCGAUCACCGCCGUCUCGCCGACGACCACGCCGGUGGCGUGAUCGAACAGAACCCCCUUCCCGAUCCUCGCCGCCGGGUGAAUGUCGACGGCGAAAACGUCGGACACUCGGGAUUGAAGCGCCAGAGCUAGCGGCCGCCGGGAUUGCAUCCACAGCUUGUGAGCCACACGAUGCGCCUGCGAAAGAAACCAAAGGGGGGAAAAAUUUAGGGAUUUCAUUUGUACGAAUCGGCCGGCA
This is a messenger RNA of Linum tenue, 1652 nucleotides long. Lineage: Eukaryota; Viridiplantae; Streptophyta; Magnoliopsida; Malpighiales; Linaceae. The record is from the annotation of a GenBank genome assembly.